AUGGCAGACGACCUCCUUGCGGCGCCCAUACCUCGAGGACCGCCUGCUCAGUUCGCCCUCGACGCGACAGACUCGCCAGGACCAACUCCAGCUGCGACCCCCCCAUCUCACUCGCGAUCCUCGUCCUCGCUCAUCCCCCCGCCGCCCGCGUCGCCCGCUCGAACGCCCGCACCCGUCAGAUCGGCCUCCUCGUACGGCACAGCGGCACGAGAUGCGCAGCCAGGGAUGAGCUUGUUCCGCUACAGCGACGACGAGGACGAGCUCAUCGCGUCGGGGCCGUACGAGCGAUCCCGGUCGGCCGACUACUACCCUCCCAAACCUCUCGCCUCGUCGACCUCUUCGCGCGAGGUACACUUCGACAUGGACUCGGAGGAGAUUGAUGACCGGGAUCUGGACACGCCGUUGAUGGAGGGCCUUGUGCAUACGGGGCUGCGGCGGCAGAGUCUCGACUUGCGCGGCGAGGCACGGCGGUUGAAGGAGAUGGAGGUCGAGGGGGAGGAGGCAGAGCCGCCAGAUUGGCUGUUGAGGGGUGGUGGGAUCUUUGCGGGUAUAGCGAACAUGUCGAACUCGAUCCUGGGCGCGGGAAUCAUCGGUCUGCCCUACGCACUAAGAGAAGCAGGCUUCCUCACCGGCAUCCUCCUCCUCAUCUUCCUCGGCGUCGUCACAGACUGGACGAUCCGCCUCAUCGUCCUGAACGCAAAAAUGAGCGGCCGAAGAUCCUACAUCGACAUCCUCGACUCGUGCUUCGGCAAGCCCGGUCGAGCAGCUGUCUCGUUCUUCCAGUUCGCUUUCGCGUUUGGCGGAAUGUGCGCGUUCUGCGUCAUUCUCGGCGACACGAUUCCUCGGGUCCUCCUCGCCCUCGUCGGUCCCGAUACGAGCUCCGUCGUCUCGUUCUUCAUCUCCCGACCCAUCGUCACGACCGUCCUCACAAUCGGCAUCUCGUACCCGCUCUCCCUCUUCCGCGACAUCGAGAAACUCUCUCACGCUUCCACACUCGCUCUCAUCAGUAUGGUCGUCAUCGUGGUCAGCGUCGGGGUGCGAGGACCGGGAGUCGAGGACAGCUUGAAGGGCGAUCCCUCGCAGCGGUGGACAACGCUCGAGCCGGGCGUUUUCGGGGCUAUUUCAGUGAUUUCGUUCGCCUUCGUCUGCCACCACAACUCGCUCCUCAUCUACGGCUCCCUCCGCACGCCCACGCUCGACCGCUUCGCCCGCGUAACACACAUCUCGACCACCCUCUCCGUCAUCGCCUGCCUCUGCAUGUCCAUAUCCGGCUUCCUCGUCUUCACCGACCGGACGCAGGGGAACAUCCUCAACAAUUUCGCCGAGGACGACACGUUGAUCAACAUUGCUCGAGCUUGCUUCGGCUUGAACAUGUUCACGACCCUCCCGCUCGAGGCUUUCGUCUGCCGCGAAGUCGCAGAGACGUACUUCUGGCCCGACGACCUCGUCUUCAACAAGCGAAGACACGUCCUCAUCACCACCGCCCUCGUUUUCAGCGCGCUCGUCGUCUCACUCAUCACCUGCGACCUAGGCUUUAUCCUCGAACUAGCAGGCGGUUUCUCCGCCACCGCACUCGCCUACCUAUUCCCCGCAGCAUGCUUCCUCCGCCUCUCCGGCUCAGGUCGCCAACUCGCCCCUCAACGAGUCGCAGCCUGGGCGUGCGCGGCGUUCGGGGUGCUCGUGAUGGUCCUCUCGACGUUUUUGAGCAUCAGGAAGGCGUUGACGGGGGAGGCGCACAAGCAGUGUUGA
Messenger RNA from Rhodotorula toruloides NP11, 1749 nucleotides. RefSeq names its product amino acid transmembrane transporter. Lineage: Eukaryota; Fungi; Basidiomycota; Microbotryomycetes; Sporidiobolales; Sporidiobolaceae. Bases 1 to 1749 code for a protein of 582 amino acids. Gene Ontology annotation, cellular component: endoplasmic reticulum. The record is from RefSeq and is a predicted model, not a curated record. Gene Ontology annotation, biological process: amino acid transmembrane transport. The transcript has 7 exons. Gene Ontology annotation, molecular function: amino acid transmembrane transporter activity.